UGUUGUAUGUAUAUACAUAGUACAAAGGACGAAUCAUUGCGCUACAUUCUUUUGGAAGAAUCAGAGGAAUUUAUGGUGCAUAUUUGUUGGACACGUUGUGUAUAACAGUGAUUUAUAUUCUUGAUAGUAAUCUUUAAUAUAAUCGUUUUCGUAAAUUUCUGACAAUUUUACUAAAAAAGUUAGCGAUAACAAAAAAAUGGCUCCGCGUGCAGAAGCAGUGCCAAAGGAAAUUUCAGAAGUUUCAAAAGAUGUACCGAGUAGAGGAAUUAAUGCAGUUUUAUUAGGACCACCUGGUUGCGGUAAGGGUACACAGGCACCGCUAUUGAAAGAACGAUACUGUGUAUGUCAUCUAUCUACAGGUGACAUGCUUCGAGCAGAAAUUAAUUCUGGAUCCGCUAUUGGAACAGAAAUUAAAAAAGUAAUAGAUGAUGGUAAAUUAGUCAGUGAUGAUCUUGUAGUUAAUAUGAUUGAUAGUAAUCUAGAUAAACCUGAAUGUAAACGUGGUUUUUUGUUGGAUGGUUUUCCUAGAAGUGUACCACAAGCUGAAAAACUUGAUGAAAUGUUAAAGAAGAGACAAACCAAGUUAGAUGCUGUGGUAGAAUUUGGAAUUGAUGAUAAUUUGUUGAUAAAGAGAAUCACAGGUCGUUUAAUACAUCCUGCAAGUGGCAGAUCGUACCAUGAAGAAUUUUCUCCUCCUAAAGAACAUAUGAAAGAUGAUAUUACUGGAGAGCCAUUAAUUAAAAGAUCUGAUGAUAAUGCAGAAACAUUGAAGAAACGAUUAGCAACAUAUCAUACACAAACUCAACCUUUGAUUGAUUAUUAUACUUUACAAGGGGUUCAUUAUUAUGUUAAUGCAGCUCAAUCUCCUAAAAACGUUUUUAAAGACAUUGACCACAUUUUCCUAAAAACAACUAAAGAAGAGAAAAAAAAAGGUUUCUUCAGUUGGCUCUUUUAAAAUGUUGAAUAAAGAAAUAUACCUCGUUUUUCUCUUGUAAACUAAAGGCAAUAUGUAGUUAAUUGAAAAAAGCUUUAGUAUCAAAAUGACUUUUAACUGAAGUUAGUAAUCUAGGUAUAUGAUUUCCCAUUUAAAAAUAAUUUACGCUACUUAUAGUCAGUACAAUGUGUAUUUUUUGAACAACUAAUAUAGAGUACAUUAAAUGAAACAUUAAACAAAAGAAGAGAAAAUAAAAGUGCAUACUGCAUUGGUUAAAUUGCAAAUAAUGUAUAUGUUUUAAAAAGAACUAUUACAAGCUAAUAAGUCAAAUGCACACAUUUUAAUAAUAGAACAAGUUUGAUAUAAUACUUUGAUAUGUAAAACCAUUUAAGUGCAUAAGAGAAUAACAUAUGUAUAUAUAAUGGAAGACAUGAUUUACUUACUUAAAUACUGUUAUAGAGUAUAUUUUCAUUUCUUUUUACUGUAUUUCUUUGAGACAUACAUUUCGUAAGACUUGUAACAUUCUCUGCAUAAAAUAUAUAUAUCAUUCCUUAGA
This is a messenger RNA of Bombus huntii, 1490 nucleotides long. It is a transcript of the gene Ak2, whose product is annotated as adenylate kinase. The coding region runs from base 197 to 955 and encodes 252 amino acids. Gene Ontology annotation, molecular function: ATP binding; AMP kinase activity. The transcript is spliced from 4 exons. Gene Ontology annotation, cellular component: mitochondrion; cytoplasm. Gene Ontology annotation, biological process: ADP biosynthetic process. The record is from RefSeq and is a predicted model, not a curated record. NCBI's taxonomy places the organism in Eukaryota, Metazoa, Arthropoda, Insecta, Hymenoptera, Apidae.